ACUGUCUAACUACAAAGUAAACUGAACAUUGAUGUGGCGAGUUAAUUACUCUUCAAAAUACAGUAAAAAAUUGUUACGCAAAUGAGUUUUUGGGAUAAAAGUGAAAUUUCAGUGGUAAAAUAUGUUCAUUUGAAUACCUGAGAUCAUGAUAAGAACACUAGAUACCGAAUGAAUUUAUAUUAACCGAGAAAUAUGCAUACAACACAAAAACGGUACUGUACUCAGAAUCAGCCGACAACAGUCACAAUUGAUUCUUCUGUUAAUGAAAUGGAAAAUGAAGACUGGAAUAGAUUUCUGGAAAAUGACUUUACUAAAUUUAUGGGGAUUACUUCACGGCAAAAUUAUCCAUUUAACGAUCAAUCUAUUAUAUAUAAUCCAAAUGAUACCAGUACUACUUCUAAUAUCAUUAAUAAUAACAACAUUCCUAUCACAUAUAAAAUGAAUGAUAAUAAUAAAAGUGGCAGUGUAAAUAAAAAUAUUUUGGGGCACGUCAAGGAGUUGCGAGAAAAUUGUUCUAAUGACAAUAAUCUAGAAAUUACUCCCAAUUGUGAUUGCUCAGAUAAUGGUCUAUCAUGGACAAAGGAUGUUUUCAAUUCAAAGCAUUAUACCACUAGCUCUCUUGCUUUGACAAGUGGAUUUAUCAAUGACACAAAAAUACAAAAUAAUCAUCCAGUCAGUAAUGAAUUUAUUUCUGGUGAAGAUUAUCAACAAUCUAACUAUCUCUAUGAUCAACAUUUUAAUUCUACACCUGUACAAUUAUGUUCACAAACUGAUUAUUCUGUAAUGAGAACUGUGAAUUAUCCUUAUAUUAUUAACAACGAACAUCCACAUUAUCUUAGUGAGUACAUUCAAUCAAGUGACACAGAGUAUUCAAAUUAUCAUAAUAAUCUUCAUAUGGAUUUAAGAUCAAAUGUCUCUGAUUUUACCGAUACUAGUAUUGCUAGUGAUCCAGAUUAUCAGAACCAAAGCGAAUCGAAAGCAAAGUCAUCAUUCAUGUUUUUAAAUGAUCACUUAUGUGCACCACAAGCACCAACCAUAGAAAAUUUAAAGUCAUGUAAUCCUUUAAGCCAGGAAGAUUCCUUUGAGAAUGGAUGGCUUGAUGGUCAAAACAGAACACAUUAUUGUGCUAACUGGUCAGUCGAUUGGACAAAUAAUACUGAGUCAAAUAGUCGACCAAACUAUCACUCAUGUAAUUCAAAGCAUAUUCCUAUAAACUUUGACAGUUUCCGAUGUCUAGGCGCCACUUCUUAUUUCGAUGCUAGAAGUUCGAAUUGUAAAAAAGACUGUCUAGUUACAAAGAAUAGUGAAUCGGUUGACCAUCCACAUAAAGGAGCGCCAAACAUAUCUAGUAAUCACCAGUUUGAUUCAGGACCCAAACUGUGUAACGAAUUCGAUAGUUCCUUAUCUCCACAAACAGAGUCAACGAAGCUAUGCAAUGUUACUUCUAAUACCGGUUCAGAGGUACCCAUUCCUAACACUUUCAAUUUGUCGAGUGGUGCAUACUUUUGGCUAUAUAACUCCCAGUGCAAAGGUCCAAAGGCCUCUCCAUUAUUAAGCUUGACAAACACAAUGAUUUUGAAUAAUUCAGCUGAAGAUGAUCAAUCAAGUUUGACAGAAAAUUGCACUUCAAGUGUCUAUCAAGAUGAUUUCGUGUCUUCUAGUGCUUCUUCUCGUGUUAUUAAUCCAGUAAUACAUUAUCCUAUAUCCCCAUUAUCCUUGCCAGGAUAUCCAUUUGUCGUUUUUGAAGAUCCUGUUCAAAGAAGAUAUGAUUUAGUUCAUUGCUCGAAAUUGCGUCGAGGUGACGGUAAUGAUGUGACUCCAAAUUUAAUGCGUUUGCGUUCUAUGGGGGAAGAACUUGCUCAUUUGAAUAGAAAUAUCACAGCUCAAGGUGAGUUAAUCGCUACAGGUGCAAGUUCGGUGCUUGAUCAGCCAGAUAUGAAUUUGGAUUUUAAGGUGAUUCAGGAUCUUUCUGGGAGUAUCUUCAAUUCCAAAAUAGUUGAACAGGCAAAACGCGAAAAAAACAAGUUGGCUAGCAAAAUUUGUCGUCUUAAAAAGAAAGCGUUUCACGAAGCCAAUAAAAUUAAAUAUCUUGGAUUGGAGAUUGAGUACAGUAAGUUGAAUACUAACCUAAUUAAUAUUCUUUAUUUUAUAUUUCUUUCUUCUACUGAAUAAAAUUAAAUUCGGUCACAAUAAAAAUGUUGCUUUUUUAUCAUGUAAUAGAUACUGACAACCUUAACUGUUUAGAAAAUGGAUUUGCAGCUAUCGUCAGUAGGUAGAAAGAAAUUUACUGUAGACAAUCAUUUUUGAAGUUUUAUUGAUUUAAUAAUGCAAUUGUACUAAAUCAUGACUUUUAAAUUUCAUUUCAUUUUACUUUACUGUUGAUAAACAGGUUUGAAAUCACUGUACGAGAUGAUCAUCAAGUUAACAACAAAUCUUGGAUUUUUAGAAUACUGAAUUAAGAAUUAUAUUAACACAAAAUAAAAUAUAAAAAAACGAAAUUUAGACAACUUAAUAUUGGUAGAUGCAUUUUGUCAAAGAUUGAGAGCAAUUGAGGCAUUGUUGUAAAUCAAGAAACAUGGGACAAAUGUUUAAUUUGAAUAUAGAGUUUCUCAUCUGUGCUCACUUGUAACACAAAAAAAUUUGAGAUAAAACCUGUGUAACACUUUUACAAGACAGAACCAUGAAGGUUUAAAUACCUUCCUAAGUUGCAUAUCGUUGUUUAUGAACCACGACAGUGAAUGGAAAUUGUUUCCAAAAGAUCAGUUAGUAUAAGUGAAAAUAUACACACAUUCGAAUCUUUUAACUUAUAUAAUAAGCCUCUCAAAUAAUCAUGACAGAUGUUCAGAAAUCCACUGUUAAGCGUUGUUGAUAUAAUGUGCACUUUAACUAUAGCCACGACAGCAGUUGAACUGGUACUUAACCUUAAAACUACUAGUCGAUCCUUACUUUGAGAACUGUUUGUAAAUAUUCCCGUUUAGUAUUUGAGCAUAUAUUACUUAGGCGGUGAACAUGUUACAGAUAGUUGAUGGAUAAAAUGUAAUACUUAAUUAGUUAAUUUUUAAUUUACAACUGUUAUGUAGAAGAGAAUUUAAACAAUCAUAAUGUUUGGGCAUUUAUAAAUUGCACUAUAACAAUUCAUUUGUUGAUGGCAAAUUUAUUUUCGGAUUCAUUUGCUAACCUCACUUUAUGAUGAAAUGCAUAUGAGUUAUUUCAAAACAUAACACAGCUUGUUGAUGUUCUUGAUUUUAAGUUAUUUAAGCUACUUGAUGACUUACAGGCGAAGUGAUAGGAAAUAAAUAACUCAUCAAGCCACUGAAAAGUACAUUUGAAAUCAACUUCUAUCAUAACUUGGAAGACUCUCAUGGUUUACUUAAACCCAUUAUCGAUGCAUCAUAUAUACUGAGUAGUUUUGAAAUUUCAAUUGCAAGAUUCUAUUUUUAUUACAGUUGAGUAAAUAGCAAAUUAACAUCAAUACAUCCAUUGAGAAACAUUAUAAUGAUUAAUUAUACAUAGGAACUAAUGGCGAUUUCGGAUUACUGAUAUUUUGAUAUAUCUAAGAUAUAAACGCAGUAUUUAAAAAGAGAGAAUCUUUUCUUUAUAUUUUGAAGUGUAUACUAUAAUCGGAUCGACUGCUGAACUCAUUUACAAGAGUAUUUCUUAAUUCACUUGAAAAAAAAAUAAUUUUAUUGGUAAUUUGCACAUGAUUUUCUGUUAUUUUAUUUUGAUACCAUCACCACAAAUAUACUUUUACGUAGACCAAAAUGUUUACUGAUACGUACUGAUUAAGAACAAAUUCGUAGCUUUUUCCAUGAAAAAAUUGUUUUGCUCUAAGAUUAGAUAUAUUUCCUGUAAAUGUAACGAAGAUGAAUUAUAUAGUAAAGUUUGAACAAAAUUGUAAACAUGAAACUUUAAAGCAGUCAAAAUGACUAUAAUAAGUAAAACUAAUCAAGACUUUCAUGUUACAACUUUGUGUCUUAUAUGGAAUUAAUUGUUGAUUAUAUUUUAGCAUCAAAUUAAUUCACUAUUCAAAGUAUAUGUACUGAGACGAUAAAUAAUGUUCUAUUCAACAGUUUACAAGUAUUUUCUGUGACUAACAAUUCAAACAUCUUUCAAAAUAACAAUAAUAAAAUAAACGUUUUUGGAAACGGGAAAAGAUUGUGCUCUUUUCUAAUGUGAAUCAAAUAUAGCAC
This is a messenger RNA of Schistosoma intercalatum, 4190 nucleotides long. Lineage: Eukaryota; Metazoa; Platyhelminthes; Trematoda; Strigeidida; Schistosomatidae. The record is from the annotation of a GenBank genome assembly.